CUAGAUUUACGACUUGUUUACUAUUUUUCCUGUGUAAACACGGACGUUUUCUCGAUGUCUUAAACGUUUAAUGAUACAAGACAAGUAGUUUCUUGUACGGUAGAUGUACAGCGACUGACAUAUGGCGAGUGUUCGUUGAUCGACUGUCAAGUUUGAUCGAGAGCUGAAUGAGUGAAUUUGUCCGGAUUUAGGAACUAUCUGAAGGGAAUUCAGAUGACGGAUAUGGCGGAGUUCCGAGGUGUUGGUAGAAGCCCUGAGGAGGAGCAACACUUCGGGGCAAAGGUAAUGGAAUCGCAAAACUACGCUGCGGCUAUGUUAUCAGGGCUUGAACGGCUUCAUCAAGAUGACCUCCUCUGUGACUUGACCCUCAAAGCGCAGGAAACUUCAGUGAGGGUGCAUAAAGUUGUCCUCGUAUCCAAUAGCGACUACUUCUACACAAUGCUCACAGGAAGUUUUCUAGAAACAGGCAAAGAUGUGAUCGAGUUGAAGGGUGUGAGUGGACGCAGCCUUGAAACUAUUGUCAGUUUCUUGUACACAGGGAAGCUUAAACUCAGCAAGGAGAAUAUCAUUGAGAUCAUUGCGGGUGCCAAUCAUAUGCAGAUAUUAGAAGCACUGGAUCUGUGUAUGAGGUUCAUUAUGGAGAAUCUUCGUCGGUCUAGUUACAUCAGGGAUCUGGAAAUAGCAGACUUUUAUUCUCUGGAAAAACUUCAGGACUACAUCUGUGAUGUUAUGGCAAAGGAAUUCAGGUUUUAUAUGACAGAAUGUGUUACAGAAUAUCUCGAGCUUCCUGUGAAAUACUUGCUAAAAAUCAUCGCACAUGACAAUUUAUGGAUUGAAUCUGAAUAUAAUCUGUUCAUGCAUGUUACCAAGUGGAUUUGUCAUGAUUUCAAAACGCGUUCCCAAUGGCUACCUCAAUUGAUGGAGAAAGUGCGCUUUCCGAUCAUGUCCCUGAAGGAAAUUCAUCAUGCGUCUAAGAAUGGCAUCAUACAGAAACACUCAAGAUGCAAAGAGUUGAUUGAAGAGGGUAAACACUAUCAUAAACCUUCUGAAGUCAUCCGGCGACCUCUUCUUGCAAAUGAGCGAACUAAAAUUCGAAAUCCUGAACUCAGUUUUAUAUUAUAUUCUCAUGAUACAGUAGAAGGCUAUGAAAUGCAUCCAUGUUUUACAAAAGGAAAGGUGACUUUGUUGGACGGGUUUGAUGACUGGGGUUCAGCUAUGCUGUGUGCACGUUCAUUUCUUUACACAUGUGGAGUAAAAUUUGAACCAGAUCCAUCAGAAGAACCAGGACCAGUCCAUGACAAUUAUAUCCCAUAUUUCCUCAGGUAUGACCCUUCCACAAAACAAUGGGUGAAUUUGGAACCAAUGUCCCAAGUCAGAUACUGGUGUGAGCUAGUGGAAUUAAAUCAUUGUAUCUAUGCCAUUGGUGGACAGGAGCAUGGUCAUCUACAUGAAGGGAUAUGUCCAAGAGCUGUUGAGGUGUACUCAGUAGCUCAGAACAUGUGGUCUGCAGUCAAGUGCUUGCCACCGCCAGCAGUCAGGGCAAAAGGACUGUGUGCGGCAGCUUGUGACAGCAAAAUAUUUGUUGCAUUCUGGGAAAGAAUGCCUGAUACACAUCCUAAAAAUCGUAUGUACAGUUACGAUAUACUGAAAGAUGAUUGGUUGGAGGUCACUGGUAUUCCUCCUCAUCAUUUCGCCCGUGGGAUGGUGGGAAUUGGUAGUUUCAUUUACAGGAUUGCCAAGAAUAAGGUCUACAUGUAUAAUCCGAGGACAAACCUCUGGACCUCAUGUACACCUGUCAGAGAGUUGAAAGACUACAAUGCUGAUCUCCAGCUAUGCUCCCACCAAGGUCAGAUGUACAUCAUUGCAAAAGAAACAAUAUCCGAUCGUACUAAUAUGCAUGACGUUUACGAUGAUUUUGAUCGCAGUGAUCGUACUGAGCGCGGUGUUGUUUGCCAUAUUGUUGCAUAUGACAUUCACGAGAACAAAACAAAAACGAUUCGUAAACUUGGCAUCAAUAAGCACCGCAUAAAGAAUCUCAAUCAUAGCUUGAUGAUGGACCUUCCGAGGUCCCUCUUUACCUUUCACUGAGUGUUUGUUAGGGACUUGGGUAAAAAAUGUUAAGUUUAAUUUGAAAUAACUUCAGGAUAAAGUCGGGAUGAUUUGAUAAAUGUUGGUAAAAUCGUCAUUUCAACGACCAGGACCAGGAGGGCACACAAUGGUUCUGGACAACACUGAUCCAAAGAGACAUGGGGAGCAACACCGUCCUGCGUCGUUACUGUGAAAUUUUACUUUGUGGGUCACUAAUCAAUUAUCAAUCAUGUCAAUAGAAAAUUGAGUUUACAGGAGUGCUGGGCCUCUAUUGAGUUGAAAAAAUACUGAAGCCAACAUUAUAGAGAAGUAAUAUUUUUAUAUCAAUAGAUACAUUCAUAUAUAUACAUGCACUAUUACUAUUCUAAAAUUUGUUAAUUGUCUUUAUUGACUACUUUCAAUUGUCAUGCCUGUAUUACUAUUAUGUAGGUCAAGGUGCUUUGAGCAGAAUGAUAAGAAGGUUUUGGUGGAGAAAACCCAUAUGACAAAUGACUGUCCUUGGACAUGUUUUAGGACAGGUCAACAAGGUCAAAUUGACUGAAACUGACGGAUUUAGGUAGGACCAAAGUCAGUGUCCUUAUUAGACUUGGUGUCCAAUUUAAAGAGGCUAUUGAGGGACGUUUAACUGUAUGCUAGCAACUUUUAGCCCCGAAGACUAUUUUGAAUUAUACAAAAGACCACACAAUAUUUUUUUCAUUUUGAACUGCAUUUAAUCUGUCUAAGACCUUCAUGUAAUAUACAUGUACUAGUCAUUGCAGAUACAUGUACAUGCCUGUCUAUCAGCGUCUGACAGACACGGCUGAUGCAUGUAAAUCACAUGUUGCAGAUAAUACUUGCUCAAUACAUCUGUACGUCUGUAAUCAUGUAUAAUUUGUCUCUUAAAUGUAGAUUAUUUAGGUUAAAAUAAAAAACAGAAUACUUGA
This is a messenger RNA of Lineus longissimus, 3011 nucleotides long. RefSeq names its product kelch-like protein diablo. The record is from RefSeq and is a predicted model, not a curated record. NCBI's taxonomy places the organism in Eukaryota, Metazoa, Nemertea, Pilidiophora, Heteronemertea, Lineidae. The coding region runs from base 214 to 2088 and encodes 624 amino acids. Gene Ontology annotation, molecular function: protein binding. The transcript is spliced from 2 exons.